AUGGCAUCGGUGAUAAGAUGGGCACUUUAUUUACAUACGGAGCAGGAUCUUUGGCGCAUGACACUGAUUAUAUUGGCAUUUCUACCUGUUCUGGCUGGACUGAUGGGCUUUCUCACAACAUUUGUCUCAACCAGUGUGCGGAAGGAAAUGCGAGCAUAUGAAAAGGCUGGUGCUAUCGCUGAGGAAGUUAUCACGGGCAUUCGAACAGUAAUCGCUUUCAAUGGUCAGAACAAAGAAAUUGAUAGGUAUGGCACAAUAAUAUUUAACUGGGGACUCAUCGAGCCAGGUGCUGUCUUCGCAACAUUUUGGGCAGUAAUGAGCAGUGCCAUGUCGCUAGGACUGGCCGCUCCACAAGAGUUAGAAAUUGACUGUCAGAGCUGUGAUGGUGCAACGAUUGCAAAUCCGAAAGGAGAAAUCGAAUUCAAAAACGUUCACUUUCGUUAUCCAUCACGACCUCAACAGGAAGUGUUGAAAGGAGUCAGUAUCAAGCUGAAGGCGGAACAAUCAGUGGCGCUUGUUGGUGCAAGCGGCUGCGGUAAAAGUACGCUAAUCUCAUUGCUUCUGCGCUAUUAUAAUCAACAAAGUGGUGAGGAACCUAUUCUUUUCGCAGCAACUGUUGAGGAAAAUCUGCGCCUUGGUUGGUAA
Gongylonema pulchrum is the source of this 645-nucleotide messenger RNA. The record is from the annotation of a GenBank genome assembly. NCBI's taxonomy places the organism in Eukaryota, Metazoa, Nematoda, Chromadorea, Rhabditida, Gongylonematidae.